GCGCUCCCCUCCCCCUCCCUCGCCGUCGCCCGCGGCCCGCGCUCGCCCCCUCCCCACCCCUCCCCCGCCUCGGUCCCCGCCGCGGUCUCGGACCACUAGGACCAUGCGAUCGGCCGUGUUCAAGGCGGCCGCGGCGCCCGGCGGCGGCAACCCGGAGCAGCGCCUGGACCUGGAGCGGGCGGCGGCGCUGGGCGGGCCCGAGGACGAGCCCGGGGCGGCCGAAGCCCACUUCCUGCCGCGGCACCGCAAGCUCAAGGAACCGGGGCCACCGCCCGCCGCCGCCUCAGCCCAGGCCCGCGGCGCGGUGCUCCCGGCCGGUGCGGCGCCCGGGCAGCCUGAGGAGAACUGGGGCGGAUCGGCGCCGCUACCCUGUCCGCCGCCCGCCACCAAGCAGGCCGGCAUCGGCGGGGAGCCGGCCGCGGCGGGCGCGGGCUGCAGCCCUCGGCCCAAGUACCAGGCGGUGCUGCCACUGCAGACCGGCUCGCUCGUGGCCGCCGCCAAGGAGCCGGCGCCCUGGGCCGGGGACAAGGGCGGGGCGGCCCCGCCGGCGGCCACCGCGUCGGACCCGACGGGGCCCCCUCUGCUGCCGCUGCCUGGGCCACCGCCCCUCGCGCCCAGCGCCGCGGCCGGGACCCUGGCGGCCGGCGAGGCCCGAUGGAAGGGGGUGCGGAAGAGCCCUCUCGGGGGUGGCGGCGGCUCGGGGGUCUCCAGUCAGGCCGCCUGCCUCAAGCAGAUCCUGCUGCUGCAAUUGGACCUCAUCGAGCAGCAGCAACAGCAGCUGCAAGCCAAGGAGAAGGAGAUCGAGGAGCUCAAGUCCGAGCGGGACACGCUCCUUGCUCGGAUUGAACGUAUGGAAAGACGGAUGCAGCUGGUAAAGAAGGAUAACGAGAAAGAAAGGCACAAGCUGUUUCAGGGCUAUGAGACUGAAGAGAGAGAGGAAACAGAGCUCUCUGAGAAAAUUAAACUGGAGUGUCAGCCAGAGCUCUCGGAGACGUCCCAGCCUCUGGCUCCCAAGCCUUUCUCGUGUGGGCGGAGUGGAAAGGGACACAAAAGGAAAACCCCAUUUGGAAGUACAGAAAGAAAGACUCCUGUUAAAAAGCUGGCUCCUGAAUUUUCAAAAGUCAAAACAAAAACUCCUAAGCACUCUCCCGUUAAAGAGGAACCCUGUGGUUCCUUAUCUGAAACUGUUUGUAGACGUGAAUUGAGGAGCCAAGAAACCCCAGAAAAGCCCCGGUCUUCCGUGGACACCCCACCGAGACUCUCCACUCCCCAGAAGGGAUCCAGCGCCAAUCCCAAGGAGAAAGCCUUCUCCAGCGAGACCGAAGACCUGCCGUACCUUUCCACCACAGAAAUGUAUUUGUGUCGUUGGCACCAGCCUCCCCCGUCGCCGUUACCAUUACGGGAACCCUCUCCAAAGAAGGAGGAGACUGUAGCAAGAUGUCUGAUGCCAUCAAGUGUUGCAGGAGAAACUUCAGUCUUGGCUGUUCCUUCUUGGAGGGACCACUCAGUAGAACCUCUAAGGGACCCAAAUCCUUCAGAUCUUUUGGAGAACCUGGAUGACAGUGUGUUUUCUAAGCGGCAUGCAAAACUAGAGCUGGAUGAGAAGAGAAGGAAGAGGUGGGAUAUUCAGAGGAUCAGGGAACAAAGAAUUUUACAGCGACUGCAGCUCAGAAUGUAUAAAAAGAAAGGAAUUCAGGAAUCGGAGCCUGAGGUUACCUCAUUUUUCCCUGAGCCAGAUGAUGUUGAAAGUUUGAUGAUUACCCCCUUCUUGCCUGUUGUAGCAUUUGGACGACCAUUACCAAAAUUAACUCCACAGAAUUUUGAGCUGCCCUGGUUGGAUGAGCGUAGCCGAUGCAGGCUGGAGAUCCAGAAGAAGCAAACCCCUCACCGGACGUGUAGGAAGUAGCUGUGCCGCAGGAACCCUCUGUCUUCAGAUAGUUGUAGUGCGCCAUUCCCUGAGAGUGGCAGAGACCCGUAUGUGUGACCUGUGUGUUCACGUAUGUCACCGUUCACUGACAGUGCCCUCCCAUGCGCCUCGAUUCGUUUCGUUCUCACAAAAACUCUUUCAUUGGGCUAACUGUGAAUUACGGAGGGGGUUGGGAUGUCUUUUCCCUUUCGGGGAUGUGAGCUCUCAAGCUAAAUUUGUAGGCUGGCAGAUUUGGAAGUUUCAGUGUGUGCUUCUAUACAUUGUCCUGAACCAAAGGGUGCAGGGGUGCUUGCUCUGCCCGAGACACAGGAGGACAAGCAAACCAGCACUCGGAGCUAUGGUCACCUGGCCCUCUUCUCGCCCUGGUGUACCCUCCAGAUAAUUGGGGCAUAGUGGUUUUUAUCCUAGAAUAAAGCAAAAAAGUCUCGCCAUGAGCAUUAGGACUGGUGAAGAAUAACUAGCAAGUGGUGAACAAGUCCUCUUCUCAGAGCAGGAUAAGAGAUGCGCAAAUGGUGAAAAGAUAGCUGCCCAACACAGCCAGGUGGGGAAGGGCCAGGUGGGAAAGGUGUUGGUUAUUUUCUUAGUUAAUGAGUAACUGAUGCUCUUCAGGGGGCUGCUCUGAAAAUCAAAUCUCUGGAAAGGAAAAUGGGGUAUUAGUUUCGGACUGUCUGCAGCCUUAAACAGAAGCAGUCAUUUGGGGACCCCCUGCCGGACCCACGUGACUGUCCUUGUCACGUCCCUUCCCGAGUGUCCCUUGGUUGGGGUUCAGCUGGUAGCUGAGCCCUUGGUGGCAGGGUAGGGCAGUUGGGGGGUGGAGGUUGAAGAAACGCGGACCCCUUUGCCUGGCAAACAUCUGCACCUUGGAACACACGGCUGGACCUGACGAGCUUCCCCACGCGCUUGGUAAACUAGAUUGUACGUGCGUCGUCUUGGUCCCCCUCCCUCGCCCAUUUUGUUUAAAAAAAGGAAGAAAAAAGUUCAGGACAGCACUCCCGGGCCACCCGGUUAACUAUCUGGAAGGAAAAUAGAGCCAAGACCUCGGGUCUUAACUACAUAGGAAUUGCCUUUCGUUAGUUUUCAGGACUAUUGUGUGAAAACAAGUAGGGGUCUAAUCUCCUAGGAGGUAGGGGCUUUUAUCCUUGAAGAGAAGAUGUCCCCAGAUUCUUAGCACUUUUAGAGGAGAAGCCAAGGUAUGUGGGGUGCGGGGCCGGCCCCUCGGUGGAGCGUGAGAGGGUGGUUUACCCUGGUGGGGAGAGAGAACCCUCAGGGGCCUCCACUGCUGAGGCUCAUCUGUGCCCCCAGGUUCACUUGGAGAGGAACUGCUGCAGCGGUAUGUGUGGUGUUCUCGGAUGAUCUUGCUGCUCUUAUUUCUCCUUUGUGUGCAUGUGUGCCUGCGCGCAUGCGUGCGUGUACAAGUGUGCGUGAGUGUGGCUGUAGGUUUUCAUUUGUAAUUCCAUCUGCUUAGGAGAGGGGACUGUCUGUAAAGGGACCUGCUGUAAACUUCACUGCAGCAAGGGUGUAGGGUGAAAUAGGACUUUAUUCCACUAGGGGCUCUCAUCUCAUACCUUAAGGACAAGAUUUCUAGAGAAACUGGGCCAGGUUUUCUUUGUUCUCCAUGAUUUUAACGUGGCAAGCUGUUCUGUGUUCCUACCACUGACCUGCCUACCUUAUGUUCCUUUAUAAUGUGCCCUGAAUAGAAAACACCCCAAUCAGUGUCUUUAUGAUCCUGCUCAGUUUCUUCUUGGUUUCAGCCUUUAUCACGGUCCUAAUUUUGGGUAAGAGUUAGCAAAUUUAAGCUUCACAUUUUUGCCCUACACAGGGGCCUCCUCAGACACUGAACUCUUAUUUAGACUGCGAGAAUCCAUCAGGUGCUAUCUGGCCAGACUUAAGUGGAUUCUUUUCCUCUCUUCUCCUUCCCUUGAGGACGUCUUCUGUUAUUGUCCCUCUUCAAGAUCUGUUCUCCUUUGAUUUGGGUGUGUUGAGGUUUACUGAGAAGGAGGUUGGAGCGAAGUUCCAAGAGUUGAAAUCACAGUGUGUUAGAGCAUGGGGGGAAAAUCAGUCUAAUUUUUCCUUACAUGGGAUAAAACGUGAAGUUCAAUCUUCCACCGAAGGCCCUGCAGUUCUCCUAAAACAUAGUUCUUUGUUUCUUUCUUUAACAAAGUUUAAGCUAGCGUUAAUAAAUUAAAGAGAAAUUGCUUGUCUCCACUUCAGCUUUGUUUUAUGCUCAUUUCAUAUUGUUGUCUGUGUUGUAAUUCAUACUUUUGAUACCAUUUCUGAUGUGUAAAAUUGGUUGUCUUGUAAAUAUCUUAUAAAGAGUUCAAUUGUAAAUAAACUAUUGUGGCUGUUAA
Messenger RNA from Cavia porcellus (domestic guinea pig), 4275 nucleotides. RefSeq names its product MSL complex subunit 1 (gene Msl1). NCBI's taxonomy places the organism in Eukaryota, Metazoa, Chordata, Mammalia, Rodentia, Caviidae. The record is from RefSeq and is a predicted model, not a curated record. Gene Ontology annotation, molecular function: chromatin binding. The transcript is spliced from 9 exons. The coding region runs from base 104 to 1906 and encodes 600 amino acids. Gene Ontology annotation, cellular component: MSL complex.